AUGCUUGGUGACUCUUCCGCUGGGAACAAGGAGAAUAUGGAUGUUAUGCACGAGGAAAAGAAGGAAAAGACAAUUGAGGAAGCUGGAGACGCAUGCGCUUCGAUCUGUUAUGACGAAGAAGAGGAACCGAUCUUAAAGGAGAACCCCCAUCGUUUUGUUAUAUUUCCGUUGAAAUACCACGACAUCUGGGCAUUCUACAAGAAAGCUGUUGCGUCAUUUUGGACCGUUGAAGAAAAGAAGGCGGAGUGGGCGCUGAAAUGGAUUGAUAAUCAAGAUGCAUGUUUUGCUCAACGCCUCAUUGCUUUUGCAGCUGUGGAAGGCAUAUUCUUUCCUGCCUCAUUCGCUGCAAUAUUCUGGCUGAAGAAACGAGGUCUCAUGCCAGGAUUAACUCACUCAAAUGAACUAAUUUCGAGAGACGAGGGCCUUCAUCGCGACUUCGCAUGUCUUCUCUACCGUUAUAUCAAGAACAAGCUGCCACAAGAUCGCAUACAUGCCAUGGUCCGAGAAGCUGUGUCUAUUGAACAGGAAUUUCUGAAAGAGUCACUUCCUGUUGAUCUGAUCGGAAUGAAUUGUCGCCUUCAGUCGCAGUAUGUUGAAUAUGUUGCAGAUCAUCUCUUGGUUGAGUUGGGAUGUGAAAAGUUGUACAAGUCGAAAAACCCCUUCGACUUCAUGGAGAACAUCUCGAUUGACGGAAAGACAAACUUUUUUGAAAAGAAGGUCUCCGAAUACCAGCGCCCUGGAGUUAUGGCGAGUGAAGAAGAACGUCAAUUUCAUCUGGAUGCUGCCUUUUAA
Molecule: messenger RNA, 792 nt
Organism: Strongylus vulgaris
Lineage: Eukaryota; Metazoa; Nematoda; Chromadorea; Rhabditida; Strongylidae
Source: the annotation of a GenBank genome assembly